Molecule: messenger RNA, 1582 nt
Organism: Dermochelys coriacea (leatherback sea turtle)
Lineage: Eukaryota; Metazoa; Chordata; Testudines; Dermochelyidae
Product: tubulin alpha-1D chain
Exons: 4
Coding region: 134-1492 (452 amino acids)
Biological process (GO): microtubule cytoskeleton organization; mitotic cell cycle
Cellular component (GO): cytoplasm; microtubule
Molecular function (GO): GTP binding; structural constituent of cytoskeleton
Source: RefSeq, a predicted model, not a curated record
AGCCACCCCACCGCAGCUGUUACUAACAACUAACCCUCCCUCCCGGUUACUAUAAAAGGCGCAGCUUGGAGCUCCCCCGUUCCCAGCCUUCAUCCUUGAGCCCUUUGCUGUCGGAUCGAGGAACCUCUGCAGCAUGCGUGAGUGCAUUUCCGUCCACGUCGGCCAGGCCGGUGUGCAGAUCGGCAACGCCUGCUGGGAGCUGUACUGCCUGGAGCACGGCAUCCAGCCGGAUGGACAGAUGCCCAGCGACAAGACCAUUGGGGGAGGGGACGACUCCUUCAACACCUUCUUCAGUGAGACGGGCGCCGGGAAGCACGUCCCCAGGGCCGUCUUUGUGGACUUGGAACCCACAGUGAUUGAUGAGGUUCGGACCGGCACUUACCGCCAGCUCUUCCACCCAGAGCAGCUCAUCACUGGCAAGGAAGAUGCUGCCAAUAACUAUGCCCGCGGGCACUACACCAUUGGCAAGGAGAUCAUCGACCUGGUGCUAGACAGGAUCCGAAAGCUGGCCGACCAGUGCACGGGGCUCCAGGGCUUCCUCAUCUUCCACAGCUUCGGGGGCGGCACUGGCUCCGGAUUCACCUCCCUGCUGAUGGAGCGUCUCUCCGUUGACUAUGGCAAGAAGUCCAAGCUGGAGUUCUCCAUCUACCCAGCACCUCAGAUAUCCACCGCAGUGGUGGAGCCCUACAACUCCAUCCUGACGACCCACACCACCCUGGAACACUCGGACUGUGCCUUCAUGGUCGACAACGAGGCCAUCUACGACAUCUGCCGCAGGAACCUGGACAUCGAGCGCCCCACCUACACCAACCUCAACCGGCUAAUAGGUCAGAUCGUGUCCUCUAUCACCGCCUCCCUCCGAUUCGAUGGUGCCCUCAAUGUGGAUCUGACAGAGUUCCAGACCAACCUGGUGCCCUACCCCCGCAUCCACUUCCCGCUGGCCACCUACGCCCCCGUCAUCUCUGCAGAGAAGGCCUAUCAUGAGCAGCUCUCUGUGGCUGAAAUCACAAACGCUUGCUUUGAGCCAGCCAACCAGAUGGUGAAGUGUGACCCGCGCCAUGGCAAAUACAUGGCCUGCUGCCUCUUGUACCGUGGUGACGUGGUGCCCAAAGAUGUCAAUGCUGCUAUUGCCACCAUCAAAACCAAACGCAGCAUCCAGUUCGUAGACUGGUGUCCAACUGGCUUCAAGGUUGGCAUCAACUACCAGCCCCCGACGGUGGUUCCCGGUGGCGACCUGGCCAAGGUGCAGCGGGCCGUGUGCAUGCUGAGCAACACCACGGCCAUUGCCGAGGCCUGGGCUCGGCUGGACCACAAGUUUGACCUGAUGUAUGCCAAGCGGGCCUUCGUGCAUUGGUACGUGGGAGAGGGCAUGGAGGAGGGGGAGUUCUCAGAGGCCCGGGAGGACAUGGCUGCCCUGGAGAAGGAUUACGAGGAGGUGGGGACAGACAGUGUGGAUGGAGAAGGAGAGGAAGAGGAAGGUGAUGAAUACUAGAGGGUAAAUGUCCUGUUUGGAUGGCUGGGAAUCAGCCUCAUGUCUUCCUCACUGAUGCACUUGGGACGAUUGUCCACCUUAAAUAAAACA